AUGCCUGACCAGAAAGAUAUUGUACACAGAGCCCACUGUAUUGAAAAACUACUCUCUGAGAACAAUUUCCAAGAUAUUGAAGAUCAUCUUAAAGAACUUGAAGAUGUUGAUAUGACUGUAGAAUAUCUUCAGGGGACAGAAGUUACCAAGGCUGUAUACAGAGUACUCAAGAACUGCCCUUCCCUAGAGUUGAAAAAGAAAGCAAAGCGGUUGUUAUCAAGGUGGAAGGCACUUUACAAGAAUGACUGUGUUCAGUCAGUGCAAGUUAAAAAGUCAGUUCCUCUGUAUGUGAAAGAGGAAACUGAACAUCUUGACGUGAUUCCUAGAGAGGAGUUGCUGUCCGACAGACCAGGGCAGCAGGAUGCAUUAGAUGCUACUAAUUUUAAAAUUUUGGUUCCAUCGCAACCUGUUAGAAAUGUGGUAUGUAAUGACACAGAAGGCAGCACUAAUCUGCUUUCUUCUUUUGAGGAGCAAAACACUGAUAAUGAAGAUUCUAAGCCUCUUGUUAAUGAAGCAAGUCUGCAGCAGGAUCCGAUGAGAGCUCUGAGGCAUAAAUGCACGGAUCUUCUUCAUGAAGCUUUGACUGGUUCUGCCAAAGAUGAAGAAACGGAUAGAUGGCUGGAGCUAGCUAAAGAAAUCGAAGGGCAUGUUUUUGCUCUGCAUGCUAAAAGUCACAAAAAGUACAAAAAUUGCAUCAGAAGCAAAAUCUCUAACUUGAAGAACCCUAAAAGUUGCCACUUAAAGCAUAACCUUUUUUCAGGGACAUUGAGUCCAAAGGCUUUUGCUGAAAUGACGGUGAUGGAAAUGGCCAGCGAUGAACUGAAACAGCUCAGGGCUCUGUACACAGAGUCAUCUGUGCAGGAACAUCAGCUUCCACAAGCUAUUAAUGGCACGCAGACAAACAAAAUAAAAUGUAGGCGCUGUGAAGAAUUUGAUUGCACUGUCACUAUGAUCGCCAGAGGAACUCUCUUUCUUCCAGGUUGGGUGCGAAACACAAAUCCAGACGAACAAAUGUUGACUUAUGUUAUUUGUAAUAAAUGUGGAGAACAGUGGUAUCACAGCAGAUGGAUUUGUUUGUAACACUUUACUAAGUGGUUACUUAGAAGCUUAAAUACAAGAAGGUAUCUCUGCUGAAACUAUAUAAUGUAAAAUCUUGUGUGAAUAUUAUGUAGACACUGCCACUAAAAAGUGCAAAAUUAGUUUUAAAAAAUUGCAAA
Apaloderma vittatum (bar-tailed trogon) is the source of this 1217-nucleotide messenger RNA. It is a transcript of the gene TCEANC, whose product is annotated as transcription elongation factor A (SII) N-terminal and central domain containing. Gene Ontology annotation, cellular component: nucleus. Lineage: Eukaryota; Metazoa; Chordata; Aves; Trogoniformes; Trogonidae. Gene Ontology annotation, biological process: DNA-templated transcription. The transcript has a single exon. The record is from RefSeq and is a predicted model, not a curated record. The coding region runs from base 1 to 1080 and encodes 359 amino acids.